This is a messenger RNA of Neodiprion virginianus, 1904 nucleotides long. RefSeq names its product glycoprotein-N-acetylgalactosamine 3-beta-galactosyltransferase 1-like (gene C1GalTA). The transcript is spliced from 6 exons. Bases 521 to 1621 code for a protein of 366 amino acids. Gene Ontology annotation, cellular component: membrane. NCBI's taxonomy places the organism in Eukaryota, Metazoa, Arthropoda, Insecta, Hymenoptera, Diprionidae. The record is from RefSeq and is a predicted model, not a curated record. Gene Ontology annotation, molecular function: N-acetylgalactosaminide beta-1,3-galactosyltransferase activity.
CUCAUUCAGAUAUGUUCAGACCACUAGUAGUUCCACUAGAGUCUGUUGUCUCUCCUGCUCUCCAGUGCUCCAGUCUCUCGCGGGCUGUUGUCCGUGUUUGAUGUCCAUUUAUGAUGCCGUUUCUCGUAAAUAAAGUGAAAAAGAGGAGGAAAGUCGACGAUAUGGAAUAGAGUAAUAUUUUGCAGUUUCUCUUUCCAGAUCGUGAAAACUUGUAUAAAUCUUGUAAUUAACUCAUCGGUAAAAUACCGUAGAAUGUUAUAGGGAAGUAAAUCGGUAAAUGCGAAACGGAACGUCAGCUGCAAGGAAAGUGUUUUGACACAUUUUUCAGUGCCGUUAGUUCCAAACUCCAAACACAGAGAGCGAGAAUUUUUACGUGAAGAUUUGCCAGUGGACCAAAUAGAUUGCCUACUUGUGUAUCCAUACCCAACAAUGACUAUCUCUUGCACUACAUACGCGAUUUUCAUGGAAUUACAUUUUGUUUUGGGCUAACGUAAACAUUGGGUAAAAAAAAUUCUCCAUUAUGGGACAGCAAUGGAUACCGGGUCUAGAUGGUGGUCGUGGUGGUCGACGAUUUGUACUGACACUUGCUACAGGAAUGGUUUUCGGGUUUCUUUCGGCUUGCUUCCUUCUUGCAGCAACAAAUGAUGCUCCUCGCAUGUUUAACUGGAUCACUGGCAGCCCUGCGUUAUCUUCCAGAGAUCCUCAUCAUUACUCAGAGCUUGAAUCAGAGUCAGGCCCAGAAACGGAUGUAAAGUUUCACGGAGCUGAUGAAGAAUUUCACAAAGGGGAAGAUGAGGUUGCCCAAGAAAUGGCAAAGAAAAUUAGGGUUCUUUGCUGGGUAAUGACUGGUCCAAAGAACCAUCAAACUAAAGCUCGUCACGUGAAAGCUACUUGGGGUAAACGAUGUAACAUCCUGCUUUUCAUGAGCUCAGAAGCAGACACAAGCUUACCGACCGUAGUUCUUCCUGUUAAAGAAGGAAGAGACAAUCUGUGGGCAAAAACUAAAGAAGCUUUCAAAUAUGCAUAUGAGAAUUACAAAGACAAGGCCGACUGGUUCAUGAAAGCGGAUGAUGACACAUAUGUGAUUGUUGAAAAUCUCCGCUACAUGCUCCAGUCCUACAGUCCCGAAUCUCCCCUCUACUUUGGGUGCAGAUUCAAGCCGUUUGUUAAGCAAGGAUACAUGAGCGGAGGGGCAGGCUAUGUGCUCAGCCUAGAAGGACUGCGCAAGCUGGUUGAGGAUGGACUGACAGAUAAAAAGAAAUGCCGGGCAGACAAUGGUGGAGCGGAGGAUGUGGAGAUGGGAAAGUGCCUGGAUAAUAUUGGAGUUCGUGCAAUGGACACUCGGGAUCCACACGGACGUGGUAGAUUUUUUCCAUUCGUCCCUGAGCAUCACUUAAUUCCGAAUCAUGUUGAUAAAAAUUUUUGGUACUGGAAGUAUAUUUACUAUAAAACAAAUGACGGUCUGAAUUGCUGUUCAGACAGCGCAAUUUCAUUUCAUUAUGUAUCUCCCAACAUGAUGUACGUAUUGGAGUAUCUCAUUUAUCAUUUGAGACCGUAUGGCAUAUCUCACAAGGUUGAAAGUACCUUGUUAGUGCAUUCUAGUGCUACAUCUCAAUACUAGUCCAAAAUUAAUAUUAUUCUAUGUAAGAAGUUCUAAACAGGAAUUCUUGCCCGUGGUGUCCAGCAGUUUGGUAAAGUAAGGUCCUGAAAAGUUACAAGAGACGUCUCUUCACUUACUUGGUUUCAUGCGUAAUUAGGUGGUAUGUUACAUACAUCCACAGAACUACUUUCAUUUUUCACAAUUUUUAUCAUCACUUGCGUUAUUACUAAAUUUUUUUCGGAUUCGGGGUCACUUCAAAUUAGCUGGAAUUAAAAAAUUUGAGUUCCUACAAUUCCCAUUGUAA